Messenger RNA from Diaporthe amygdali, 1509 nucleotides. RefSeq lists its product as uncharacterized. The record is from RefSeq and is a predicted model, not a curated record. The coding region runs from base 1 to 1509 and encodes 502 amino acids. The transcript is spliced from 6 exons. NCBI's taxonomy places the organism in Eukaryota, Fungi, Ascomycota, Sordariomycetes, Diaporthales, Diaporthaceae. Gene Ontology annotation, molecular function: iron-sulfur cluster binding; catalytic activity.
AUGUUCACGGCAACCAGAAUUAUGCUCUCGAGGACACUCAAGAGAUCCUUGCCCUGUCGGCCGCUGCUACUUCCUCAGCAGCGAGGCCUAGCCUCUCACGCCGACAAGACUACCCGCCCAGGUGAUGAGCACCCAGCACACGAGUCUCUCAAGAAAGCUUCCUUCAAGCCUCAUCACCCUGUCUCGACGGCUAUAGCCUGGGGUGAAGAAUUCUGGCGCAAUGUUCCUGCCUACAGAGAUGUGUCCAAGGAGCAAUUUCUUUCGUACCGCUGGAGUCUAUCUAAUUUGAACUAUGAGAAACAGAUAAAAAAUUGCAUUGACAGUAUGGAUAGGCUUCACGCCUUUCUGAACUCAGUGCUACCAGAAGAGAUCCCAGACGGUGCAGGUAGCCAGUCCAAAGAGCAGCUAAUGGAGGACAUAUAUUAUGGUGCUAAGGCGGCUCCGAUCCCAUAUCUCCUCAGCCGCAUCAACUGGGAGGAUCCAAGGAACGACCCGAUCUUCCGCCAGUUUAUCCCCAUGAAAUCUUUGCUCCUUCCGGACCACCCGAAACUUGAAUUGGAUUCUUUGCACGAGAAAGGAGAUGAACCCGUUGAUGGGCUGGUCCACAGAUAUCCGGACAAGGCGUUGUUCCUCGCCGUAUCUGUUUGCCCAACUUACUGCGCCUACUGCACCCGCGCACGCGCAGUUGGGGGCAACACUGAGUGUGUGACGAAGCAGUCAUACAAGCCGGGACGCACUCGAUGGGACGAGAUCUUCACCUACAUCGAGGCCAACCCGCAGCUACAAGAUAUCGUGAUUUCAGGAGGCGACUCGUUCUACAUCCACCCCGAGCACAUUCGCAUGAUCGGAGACCGUCUAAUCAAUAUCCCCCACAUCCGCCGCUUCCGCUUCGCGUCCAAAGGACUGGCGGUCGCACCCAUGCGGUUCAUUGACACGGCCGACGACUGGGCCGACGCGCUCAUCGAAGUCUCGCAGAAGGCGAGAGAUGCUGGCAAGGCCAUGGCCUUGCACACACACUUCAACCACCCCAACGAGUUCUCAUGGAUCACUGAGGUCGCGGCACAAAGGCUGAACGCGGCCAAUGUGACCGUCCGGAACCAGACUGUGCUGCUGAAGGGCAUCAACGACGACUACCAGACGAUGUCGACCCUGAUCAGGAAGCUCGCUGAUAACAACGUCACGCCGUAUUACGUCUACAUUUGCGACAUGGUUAAGAAUAGCGAGCACUUCCGCACGCCGCUUCAGACCCUGCUCGACCUGGAGGUCCAGAUCCGGGGCACUAUCGCGGGCUUCAACAUGCCCCAAUUCAUCGUCGACCUCCCAGGUGGUGGCGGCAAGCGCAUCGGCUCGACGUACGAGUCCUAUGAUCGUGAGACUGGAGUGUCGAAGUUCAAAUCACCGGCCAUCACAACUGCGUCCGGUGCUUACAGUUGGAGGAGGAAGAAGCCCGAAGUGUUUGAGUACCAUGAUCCAAUCGGCCACAAUGCCCGUGUCGAUCUCAAUAACUAA